This is a messenger RNA of Micropterus dolomieu (smallmouth bass), 7933 nucleotides long. RefSeq names its product SLIT-ROBO Rho GTPase-activating protein 3-like. Gene Ontology annotation, cellular component: cytoplasm. Gene Ontology annotation, biological process: signal transduction; negative regulation of cell migration. Gene Ontology annotation, molecular function: protein binding. The record is from RefSeq and is a predicted model, not a curated record. Lineage: Eukaryota; Metazoa; Chordata; Actinopteri; Centrarchiformes; Centrarchidae. The transcript has 24 exons. Bases 428 to 4546 code for a protein of 1372 amino acids.
GGACACAGAAGGCAAAAGGACUUGGCUGCCUGAAACCUUCGUGCGUCGCUCCGCUCCGUUCAUCAUGUUGUUAUUAUUAUAGUUUGGAGCUCGCUUGCCUCUUUCUGGGUUUUUUUUCCCCCGCUGAAGCCUUUGAGUCGACUGGUACCGUGAGGUGGACUCGAAACCUCUGUUCUGCCAGAGUUUAAAAAAGAAAAACAGCAGAAAAAAAAGACAAGAAUGCAACAUCGGUGUAAUUUUCUGCACCGAUUUCUAGGAUAAGGUGGUUUGAACUGUCGGACUUUAAGCUGUUGUUCUCCUCGAUGCACGGCCACUAGAGAAGAGAGAAAAGAAAAACGGAGAAAAGCGCUGCAGCGUUACAAGUAGGGGAUCAUCAUCCAGGACCCAAAAGAGAGUCAUAGGGUCUCACCCUAAAACCCGAGGAACGAUGACAUCUACGAAAUUCAAGAAGGAUAAGGAGAUUAUAGCGGAUUAUGAGACCCAAGUGAAAGAGAUCCGUAACCAGCUGGUGGAGCAGUUCAAAUGCUUGGAGCAGCAUUCUGAGUCUCGUAUCCAGCUGCUGCAGGACCUGCAGGAGUUCUUCCGCCGCAAAUCAGAGGUUGAGCUGGAAUACUCUCGCAGCUUAGAGAAACUGGCUGAGAGGUUCUCCUCCAAGAUCCGCAGCUCCAGGGAACACCAGCAGUUCAAUGCCCUGGUGGAAGGUGUUCUGGAGUCCCUAAUGGAUUGGAUCACGGCCUGGUCACACGACUCGAGGAUCGAGUCAAGCCCCUCAAGGGCCACACCCAUAGCUGCAGGCGUUCCGGGCUCGGAUGCCAGAUGUGGCCCCCCAGCUGCGACAGCAGGUCUUGCCUCCUGGGAAGGCACCAAGGGACCCCGUCUAAAAGCUUGUGCAUCACUGGAAACCAGAGUCUCCCUGGCCAGUUCGGGGCCACCAACAGGAGCCUGUGGUUGCUCUGCUGCACCCUGUGCAACGUCACAGUUAUCAGUGGGAAUGGCGGAAAGGCAUAGAGGAGACAAUCUGGCCACGGCUGUGCCAGGGCAUCCUUUCCCAAUGGACUCGUUUCCUCCCCCAGUGAAAACCAAAGGGAGCAGUGGGUUGUGGACUCUGAGGCAAACAGGUCCACUUCUGCUGUGCCAUAUUUGCCCCAUAUCUCCUCUACCACCCCCAGGUGGAGUCUCCACUCCCCCGCGGGAGGCGUCUGGUGGGAGAGGCCACUCACUGUCCUGUGCUGCCACACUGCCCCCCACCCUGUGGGCGACGCAUCGGUUACCACUACCUCCCGACACAAUGGGAUCAACCCCAUCUGAUCCCACUGAAAACUGGGGGCUGGCGUCGGAACUGAAGAUUGUACCCUCGGGAGAGUGUGGCCACCACCCAAGGGUCUGUAGUGCAGCUUUCCCAGCAACUGAGGUGCUGCUGGGAGAAGCAUCCGACAGCCGGCCGCGGGCCCUCAGGGUCUGCUCCCCCGACCCUUCGGAUCCCCGACCCCCGACCCCUCUGCGUCUGAGGCGCAAACCGUGUUGGCGCCUGAGGGCGGUGAUGAAAACAUACCACAUGUACCACACUGAGAGCAUCAGCGCAGAGAGCAAGCUGAAGGAUGCUGAGAAGCAGGAGGAGAAGCAGUUCAGCAAGUCCGGAGAUCUCAACGUUAACCUGCUGCGCCAUGAGGACCGCCAACCAAGACGUAGCUUUGUCAGGAAAAUUGAGAAGAUGAAAGAGAAGGUGAUGAAAACAUACCACAUGUACCACACUGAGAGCAUCAGCGCAGAGAGCAAGCUGAAGGAUGCUGAGAAGCAGGAGGAGAAGCAGUUCAGCAAGUCCGGAGAUCUCAACGUUAACCUGCUGCGCCAUGAGGACCGCCAACCAAGACGUAGCUUUGUCAGGAAAAUUGAGAAGAUGAAAGAGAAGAGGCAAGCCAAGUACUCAGAGAAUAAGCUGAAAUGCACAAAAGCCCGGAAUGACUAUUUGUUGAACCUGGCAGCAACAAAUGCAGUUGUGGCAAAAUAUUACAUCCAUGACGUCUCUGAUAUGAUUGAUUGCUGUGACCUGGGCUACCACGCUAGCUUGGCACGCACAUUCAGGACUUACUUAUCUGCCGAGUACAACUUGGAGACAUCACGCCAUGAGGGACUGGAUAUCAUAGAGAAUGCAGUGGACAACCUGGAUUCCCGCAGUGACAAGCACAAGAUCAUGGAUAUGCAUAACCAGGUGUUCUGUCCUCCCAUGCGCUUUGAGUACCUGCCACACAUGGGAGAUGAGGUGUGCCAGGUGAGCGCCCAGCAGCCCGUCCAGACUGAACUCCUGAUGCGUUACCACCAACUGCAGUCUCGCUUAGCUACGCUAAAGAUUGAGAAUGAGGAGGUGAGAAAGACCUUGGAUGCCACCAUGCAAACGCUGCAGGAUAUGCUGACGGUAGAGGACUUUGACGUGUCGGAUGCCUUCCAGCACAGCCGCUCCACUGAAUCCAUUAAGUCUGUGGCCUCAGAGUCUUACAUGAGCAAGCUGAAUGUAGCCAAGAGGAGGUCGAACCAACAGGAGACUGAAAUGUUCUACUUUUCAAAAUUCAAGGAGUUUCUGAAUGGCAGUAACCUCAUCAUUAAGCUGCAGGCUAAGCAUGACCUACUGAAGCAAACACUGGGUGAAGGGGAAAGGGCUGAGUGUGGAACUACAAGGCCCCCCACCCUUCCCCCUAAACCACAGAAAAUGCGGAAGCCUAGGCCACGCUCCAUGUAUAACCAUAAGCUGUUUAACGGCAAUAUGGAGACCUUCAUCAAGGAUUCAGGUCAACCAAUCCCACUUGUUGUUGAAAGCUGUAUCAGAUACAUCAAUCUGUAUGGCUUGCAACAGCAGGGCAUAUUUCGUGUGCCAGGAUCACAGGUGGAAGUCAAUGAUAUUAAAAACUCAUUUGAGAGAGGUGAAGAUCCCUUGAUUGAUGACCAGAAUGAGCAUGAUAUCAACUCAGUGGCAGGGGUGCUGAAGCUUUACUUUAGAGGACUGGAGAACCCCAUCUUCCCAAAGGAGCGCUUCCUGGACUUCAUCUCCACCAUCAAGCUGGAGUCGGGAGCCGAUAGAGCGCAUCACAUCCAGCAGAUUGUUGUGACUCUUUCUCGCACCGUCAUAAUCGUCAUGAGAUACCUUUUUGCUUUUCUCAAUCAUCUCUCCCAGUACAGUGACGAGAACAUGAUGGAUUCAUACAAUCUGGCAAUCUGCUUUGGUCCAACCCUUAUGCCCAUCCCAGACGGACAGGAUCCUGUAGCGUGCCAGGCACAUGUUAAUGAAGUCAUCAAGACCAUCAUUGUCCAUCAUGAACUCAUCUUUCCCAGUCAACGUGAGCUGGAUGGCCCAGUGUAUGAAAAGUGCAUGACUGGGGGAGAGGAGUACUGUGACAGCCCCCACAGUGAACCAGGAACUAUUGACGAGGCUGACAAUGGAACUGAACCACACACCAGUGAUGAAGAGGUUGAACAGAUCGAGGCCAUCGCUAAGUUCGACUACGUGGGACGCAGUCCCAGGGAGCUGUCCUUCAAGAAGGGAGCCUCUCUGCUUCUGUAUCACAGAGCUUCUGAAGACUGGUGGGAGGGCCGUCACAAUGGUGUGGAUGGCCUCAUCCCACAUCAGUACAUUGUAGUACAAGACUUGGAUGAUGCUUUCUCAGAUAACCUCAGCCAAAAAGCAGAUAGUGAAGCGAGCAGUGGACCAUUGCUGGAUGAUAAGGGUUCAUCCAAAAAUGAUGUCCCGUCACCAUGUGAACAAUCACCUGAUUACAACUUUGGAGGAGUCAUGGGGAGGGUAAGGUUACGGUCCGAUGGAGCUGCAAUCCCACGUCGCCGCACUGGCACAGACACCCACAGCCCAACCAGAGUGGCUGACACUCCGCCACGGGCUGCAGCCUGUCCCAGCAGCCCCCACAAGGUGUCCAUCAGCAAAGGCCGUAUGGAGAGCCCAGAAAAGAGGCGUCUUGGCACCUUUGGCAGUGCGGGAAGCAUCAACUACCCAGACAGGAAGGCCUAUCCUGAGGGCCACCCUCUGAGACCGGUUCCAGGGGCCACUCGUCACAGCAGCCUUGGGGACCACAAAUCACUGGAGACUGAAGCUCUGGCCGAGGACAUCGAGAAGACUAUGAAUACAGCACUCCAUGAGCUACGUGAGCUGGAGCGACAGAACACCGUUAAGCAGGCUCCCGACGUGGUGUUGGACACCCUGGAGCCCAUGAAGAACCCAGUUAGCUCCGAGCCUGGCAGUCCACUGCAUACCAUUAUGAUCCGUGACCCAGAUGCAGCCAUGCGCCGCAGCAGCAGCUCCACCUCUGAGAUGAUGACCACCUUCAAACCUGCUCUCUCCGCCCGGCUGGCUGGGGCUCAGCUGCGCCCCCCGCCCAUGAGGCCGGUGCGUCCUGCUCCCAACCAGCACCGCUCGAGCAGCUCCAGCUCUUCAGGGGUCGGCAGCCCUGCUGUAACUCCCACUGAGAAGAUGUUUCCAAGUAAUAACACUGGUUCUAAUAUGAAUACUUCCAGUGAUGCCGGGGAUAAGUCUGGUACCAUGUAGCAAAAGUGGAAUCUGCUAGGAGGGAAGGUUGUAAAGUUUUCCAAGUUAGGGGAAAGCUUACGGAAAUGGGCGCUGAUGUGUGAAGAGCAGAUAUGAAUAUUUUGCUCUCUGUUUUCUGCCUGACUUAAUUCAUAUAUUCAGGAAGCUCCUGAAGCGAGCCUACAGUACAGUGUGUUACCAUGGUGAUAACAUGGUGGCAGAAGCUGUAGAGGUGUCAUCGCGUAAAGCUCACCUCUCUUUGAAACUUGAUUUAACUACAGAAAAUGUGUAUAAGAAUACACAUCUUUCAGUUUUACCUCAGUUUCAACAAAAAUCUGUGCCCAUGUUCUGCUCUCACAGAUACAAUAAAUGCAAGUGAAGCAAUACUUGUGUGAAAUUUGGUAUUAGUUUCCACCCAGCACACAUUGUCCAGCAGAUGUUUCAGUCAAUCCUACUGGUUUAUGAAACGCCUCAUCUGGACGGGUGUAAACAUUCAGGCUAAAAUACCAUGUCUGUUUACCAUUUAGGUCACAGGCCUUAUGGCUGUACAUACAAACUUACUUGAAGUCGCCAUGCUUUCUGUUUGUACUAUAAUACAGUGGCUGUUCAGCAAAAUAACAACUUAGUUAUAUACGUCUGCAUGCAGGAUUUGGAGUACAAUGAAAGAUUUGUAAUGAUGUUUUUUUUCUCAUAUGGUCAUUGUAAGCAUAAAAUAUUAGUUUGAAACCUAAUUUUUAAAGAUGGAACAAAAAUUAUCUAAAAAUCACGUUUCAGAUGUCCAAAUAUUUGACCAAGUAACACUUUGGGAUCUUACAGUAUUAUGUUUUAAAUCUACUGGUACUCAAAAUGUUGUACCUGAAGUCAUCGCGUUCACUGCUAAAGAUAAAAGCAUCUCCGCAUGGAAAUGAUCACUGAACUCUUAGACAUGCCAGUCAGAACUAAACAAAGCAAGUCAUCCUCUACCAUCAUGUAUGGUUGGACUGUGGGCAGACUUAACGUGGCUGCUUCCAUGUUUUUUUUUUCCUUCUAUGUCCUGUAUAUGAAAUGCAGAAAACUAAUGCACCAACUAAUGUAGGAACUCUGUGGUAAACUUGUACAUAAUAUAUAGCUAGUAAUUUUUUAAAUGUUAAUCUUGUACAGGCUAUUAUGAAAAAGGCAAAGGGUUAGCUGUGAAGCACGUGUUAAGAUCAUAAACCACCUUUUUAUCAUCUUCAGUAAACUACAAACAUAUUCUUUGGCUGUUCUGAUAUCGAGGUCCAAAAACUAAGCUUGCCAGGGGGAUCUGGGGGCAUGCAAUUGGAUAACAGAAGCUUUAAAACCAUGUGUGCAGUAGUAUUGGCACACCAAAGUAAUGUUAUUUUUAGGCAAUUAUUAUAUACACCCCAGAAAAAUACAGAGGUCCGGACUUGACCUCAAAGAUGAGUACAGCCAAUUGGCACAAUUACCACUGCAUUUGGCAAUAGUACUUUAGAAAACUGAUUGCUGUUGAACAGACAACAAAGGCUGAAUAAAUGUUUUCUCCAUUAUGUUUUUGACGCACUCAGUUUACAAAGCUUGAUCCGUUUUCUCAGUCUAAUUUGGGUAAUUUUAUUAUUGAAAAAAAAGUACCCUCUGACAGUUCCUCUUUCAAAUUUAAAAUGUGAUUCUCACCCACGGGAACCUGAGAAAUAUGAUGUUGUGAGAUACGAAUAUGACAGCUGUUUCCUUCCUUCCUGCGUUUUUCUUAUCUUCGCUGAUAGAUACAGUUAUGCUCUGACUGUAGACUAUUUCUUUUUUGUUGGAAGAAAACUAAAUAGAGCACAUUUCGUUGUGUUUAUAUCUACUGUACCUCUUGUCAUUCUGACAGCUCUUGUCCAGAGACCUUGUUAUCCGCAUCCCAAAGAGCCUGCUCUGUUCUGCAUGUUUUGUGCUGUAAUGUCUGACUCAUAUUCUGGGGCAGUUAAACAAUGGCUGUAUGUGGUGCCAUGCCUUGGUAAAACGCACAAUUAAUUCAAUAUUGGAUGUUUGGGUUUUUUUCCCCCUAAGAAAUGGGCUCUGGCAUUUAUGGGGACUGGGAAUGAUGAAUUAAGCUGCUUGUAGCAGUUUCUAAAAUAGAAGUGAAAGAGAACAAUGCUUGAUUGAGCAAAAGAAACUUAAAUAUUAGCAUGCAAUCCAGGCCCUGAUUCCACUGUCAACUGCAGUGUUGCUUGUUGUCAAUGUAUUGUUUGCUCUUUAGUUGUCAGAGACAGAUUUAUAAAUGUCCAGUGUGAAGAACAGAGAGCUAUUACAACCAGAAAAAAAGAAAUACAGCAUUUAAAGUCAUGCAGUGCAGUCACAUCCUCUGCUGGUUUCGGCUGGUAUUGCGUCCUUAUACGUCACUUUAUGUGGGCAUUAUAAGUAUGAUCUGCAGCUGAUAUUACAAUCACUAAAUGUAUCCAUAAAAUUCUAUUUGUUUGUUCUGGUUACAGUUUUGCGCCUAAAUCUAUGAAGAUAGCCUACUAUUACAGAAAAGGACAUACAUUUAUUAAAAUACAAAGCAAGUACACACUUUCAAAAGGGGAAUUAUCAUCCUUAUAUUUAACUAGACUGUUGUUGUUUUUUAAUUUAUAGACACUUAUAUAAGUGGAGCAGACAAUUUGAGUGCCUUUUGUGCACAACUUCAAUUUUUAUUGUACUUUUGUAUUUACUUUUUUAACUGUAAAUUGUGUCUAUUAGUUGUCAUGUUUAUUAUAAACUGACUGGCUUUUUUAUCUUUACUUUCUAAACUCAGUUGUCAGACCUCCAUAAGGAAUAAAUGGUGUAAAGAUGUUCCUUUUGUGAAUUACAGAAGAAUCAUCAUGAAAUGCUCGCCUGUGUGUAGGUGAUUAUAAAAACUACUGUAUACACAAUCUACUGGUGAAGUUCAGUAGAAUCAUCUCAGAACAUUUCUUUCAUCUUUUUGUUUUCCGUGUGAACUGCUUGUGCUGUGUUUGAGCCGUUAACUCUUGUCUCUUAGCUCCUUCCCUUUUAAAGCAAAAUCAUUGCAGUAUUGUUGGAAACAGUGGGACUGAUAUGGACCCUCUUCUUGCAGAGGUUAUAAGGCACGUGGUGCACUCUCCUUUUCCCUACAUGUGAUGUGACACAGACAUUUUCUUUCCUGGGAUGUGUGCUGAAAUGGGUAUCACUGUUUGUCUGCUGACAUGCGAAGACAUUACGUUAAUAUUAAAAAAUGACAUUACAGUAAGAGAGCAGACUAAAAGCCUGUCAUGUUGUGGGGACCGGAGUGUGAGUUGCUGUCACUCUGUUUACCUUCUCUUUAAUUGUUUGUCUAGUGAUGCUGUUUGUUGAUGAGUGUCUGGUUGGUUGAAACCCUGUGAUGUAAUGUACACCAUACCACUGACUGGAUGUUGAAAACCCCUGCAUCCAAAUAAAACCAUUAUUGCUCUGUGA